AUGUUUGGCAAAUGGAAAUCUCACCUGAAAGGUAUUUGCCUGCUGUGCCUUCUUCUGCACAGUGACUUCGUCUGCCUUUUAAAGAAUGGGAUCAUCUUCUUCUUGUGUGCCUAUGUACCAAAGACAGAGGCAGGACAUUGCAAGUGGGCAGAAGUUCUGAAGGAUUUGGAGAAGAUCAAGACAUCUGAUGAUAUCGAUGUCAGCUUGUAUACUGCCAACACAGAUGAGGAUGAAGAAUGCCAAGAACCUGUAAUGAGAUGUUUUUUCCUGGAGACAUAUGUGAUUCUUGAAGAAUGUCGUCUCAAAAACUGUAGUAAAACACAGGAUGUAUCUAACAUAUGUAAAAAUGGAAAUGCAAGCUUGGGAAAUAGGAAGGUGAGUAACACUAACA
Acanthisitta chloris (rifleman) is the source of this 391-nucleotide messenger RNA. RefSeq names its product interleukin 15 (gene IL15). Gene Ontology annotation, molecular function: cytokine activity; cytokine receptor binding. Lineage: Eukaryota; Metazoa; Chordata; Aves; Passeriformes; Acanthisittidae. Gene Ontology annotation, biological process: positive regulation of T cell proliferation; immune response; positive regulation of cytokine production. The transcript has 5 exons. Gene Ontology annotation, cellular component: extracellular region. The record is from RefSeq and is a predicted model, not a curated record. The annotation marks the transcript as partial.